GAGAUAGCAAGAUAAAAAGAUAGCGAACGAGCGAGAGCGAAAGAGAGAGAAAAAGAAAGAAAAAAUAAGAGAUAGACAAAUCUCAUCCUAUUAAGGUGUUUCCUCUCACUACUCGUCUCUAUCUCCUUACUAACGAUAUAUUAUGGAUGUAUCUACUUUUAUCAUGUUAUUUUACCACGAAAAUAUCGCCUUACGACAGUUGUCCAUAUCAUUGGACCACGCGCUCUGACGCAAGGAUACACCGCCGUCAGACGAAUCAUCAACGGUGGCGUGCAGUCGCCAGUAACUCAGUGUCUUCUUCGGAAAUCUUUUUACUCCUGACAAGAAAUUUUAUACUUCUCCAAUGGCAGAAAAAUUACGAGAAGGUCUUCUCCUGGGUAUGGGAAAUCCCCUACUUGAUAUAUCUGCAACAGUAGAACAACAUUUUCUGGAGAAGUAUGACUUAAAAGCCAAUAAUGCUAUUCUUGCGGAUGAAAAACAUAAACCUCUGUACGAUGAGUUAAUUGAGCUAUAUAAUGCUGAUUUUAUCGCUGGUGGUUCUGUACAAAAUACACUGAGAGUAACACAAUGGUUUUUGGAGAAGUCAAAAAUUGCAACUUACAUGGGUUGCGUAGGUAAAGACAAAUAUUCAAAAAUACUAGAAGAGCGAGCUGUUACAAAUGGUUUAAAUGUUCGCUAUCAAUAUACGGAUCAGGAACCAACUGGAACUUGUGCCGUUCUUAUCACAGGAAAAGAAAGGUCUUUGUGCGCUAAUUUAGCAGCUGCAAACUGUUUCUCAACUUCGCACAUAGAAAUACCAGAAAACAAGAAGCUUAUAGAAAAUGCUGAAUAUAUUUAUAUUUCUGGAUUUUUCUUAACCGUUAAUCCAGAAGUAAUUCAAAUAGUGGCUAAGCAUGCAUGCGAAAACAAUAAAAUAUUCAUAAUGAAUCUCAGUGCACCAUUUAUAUCUGAAUUGUUUACAAAACCAUUAGGAGAUGCUUUUCCUUAUGUAGAUAUUUUGUUUGGUAACGAGACAGAAGCGGAUAUAUUUGCUAAAGCUCAUGAUUUUAAAACAACAGACAGAAAAGAAAUAGCAUUGAAGAUAUCUCACAUGGAAAAAGUAAAUAAAAAGAGGAACCGUAUUGUCGUAAUUACGCAAGGUUCUGGACCAGUUAUUUUAGUUAAAGAUAAUGAAGUAAUAGAAUUUCCUGUUACCAAAAUCCCAGAAGAAAAUGUAAUUGAUACUAACGGUGCUGGAGAUGCAUUCGUAGGAGGUUUUCUUGCACAACUUAUUCAAGGGAAAGAUAUAGAAAUAUGUAUAAAGUGUGGUAUUUGGGCUGCCACACAAAUCAUACAAACAUCUGGAUGUACUUACAAUGGCAAACCUGACUUUAAACUUUGAUUGGAUAUAGAUUUAUUAGCAAUUGUAAAUCCUGUACUUAAAUAAAUAUCUUAAUAACUUUUUACUUUA
Polistes dominula (European paper wasp) is the source of this 1450-nucleotide messenger RNA. RefSeq names its product Adenosine kinase 2 (gene Adk2). Gene Ontology annotation, molecular function: adenosine kinase activity. Gene Ontology annotation, biological process: purine nucleobase metabolic process; purine ribonucleoside salvage. Lineage: Eukaryota; Metazoa; Arthropoda; Insecta; Hymenoptera; Vespidae. Gene Ontology annotation, cellular component: nucleus; cytosol. The record is from RefSeq and is a predicted model, not a curated record.